Messenger RNA from Girardinichthys multiradiatus, 4946 nucleotides. RefSeq names its product zinc finger protein, FOG family member 2a (gene zfpm2a). The record is from RefSeq and is a predicted model, not a curated record. Bases 345 to 3866 code for a protein of 1173 amino acids. Gene Ontology annotation, molecular function: RNA polymerase II-specific DNA-binding transcription factor binding. Gene Ontology annotation, cellular component: nucleus. The transcript has 8 exons. Lineage: Eukaryota; Metazoa; Chordata; Actinopteri; Cyprinodontiformes; Goodeidae. Gene Ontology annotation, biological process: heart development; cell differentiation; positive regulation of transcription by RNA polymerase II.
GGAGAGGGAGGGAGGGUGUGUACGCGCGUUUGUGUGUGUGUGAAAGAGAGAGAAAAAGCGUGAGUGUGUGUGUGUGUAUGUGUGUGUGUGUAAGGGAGAGAAAGUCAGAGCCGGAGCCAGAGAGACGAGAAAGAUAAAGGAAAAGACAGACGGAACGAUAGACUUGUGCGUUUAAAAAAAGUGUCGGUGCCCCCUUCUUCUUUGCCUUCUCAGUUUUCAGCAGACAAAAAAAACAAACAAAAAAAAAACAAACAACCCUACCAAAAUCCGACUGCUUGGAUGAAGCAAAACCUAUCGAUCUGUCAGUACUACACCUGGAUUCACUGAGCAGCUGCACAGCAGGCAUGUCCCGAAGGAAGCAGAGCAACCCCAGGCAGAUCAAACGUCCUCUGGUGGAUGGCCUCGAGGAAGAAGAGGAGGAGUGUGUCUCCGAGGAGAAUGAGCUCUUGGCCAAAGACGAGUUCUCGGUGGAGGAGAACUUCACGGCCGAGUUUGAGAGUGAGAACAUGAACUGUGACGACAUAGAGUACUUCUGCAACAAAGGAGAAGAGGACGGCAACCAAGAAGCAGGAGAUGUGGAGAUGGAGGGCCAAAGUGAGAAGAGCAGAAAUGCUGCCGUGGGACCUGAAGAAUGGGAUGGUCCAAGAGAGCUGGACGCGUUCCUCAAAGAUGGCGAGCGUCGCAUCCACAGUCGGCAGCAACUUCCUGUGGGGACAACAUGGGGACCCUUUGAAGGAAAGAUCGAGAUGAGCACUGACACCACUGCACUGAAGACGAAGAGCACGGUCCCGGUGGUGCUGAGCGCCGGCCCCAGGUGGCUGCUGGAUGUGACUUGGCAGGGAGCGGAAGACAACAAAAACAACUGCGUGGUGUACAGCAAAGGUGGCCAGCUCUGGUGCACCACCACCAAGAAUAUGAUGGAGGGCGAGGAGCUGGUGGCGUUUGCGGUGGAUUUCGACUCACGCCUGCAGGCUGUGAACCAAAUGUCUCUGAGUGAGGGCAUGUACCCAGCCCGCCUGCUCGACAGCAUCCAGCUCCUGCCCCAGCAGGCCGCCAUGGCCUCCAUCCUCCCCACUGCCAUCGUCAACAAAGACAUUUUUCCUUGCAAAGCAUGUGGAAUCUGGUUUCGGAGCGAGAGGAAUCUGCAGGCCCAUCUUAUGUAUUACUGCAGUGGGCGGCAGCGGGAAACGGAGACAGUGGUGGAGGACGGUGACAAUGGACCCCACCAGACCCCCAGUAUCUGCCCCUUCCCUCAGUGCAACAAGACCUUCUCUGGAGCCAGGGCCCUGGAAAUGCAUUUAAGCACCUCACACAGCGGUGUCAAAAUGGAGGAGAGCCUCCCUCCUGGCACCAGCUUGAAAUGCACAAUCUGUAACUACACGGCAGAUUCUCUUAUUACAUUCCAGCAUCACAUCAUGUCUCACCUGUCACAGGCGGCCUUCAGAUGCAAUCACUGCCAUAUCAGCUUCCAGAGCCACAGGGAACUCUUACAGCAUCAGGACUUACAUGGGCACGGCAGCAAACUUCAUAGGGAAAGCGACGGCACUGAGCAUUCCCCCAGGGUUCCCGAGGAAAGCCUCCAGCAGCAGCAGCAGCAGGGCCGCACAGAACUGGCCAACAGAAAGGAUGCUCUGAUGGGAAGUCCCAAAGGGGCCCUCAGCAAGGAGGCCGGCACAGACGGAGAAGCUGACAAGGCUGAGAAGAAGCCCAUGCUGUCUGCUCAGAAGGGAGAGGCCCACCCAGGCAGCAAAGCCAGUUUUUCUUACACUAGGAUCAAGUCUGAGCCCUCUAGCCCCCGACUGGCCUCCUCCCCUGUACAGCAUAACAUGCCUACAUUUCCCAUGGGCCCCUUCUUGUCUCAGUUUGCUUUCUCCCAGGACAUUUCAGUAGUCCCACAGGCUUCAGAGAUUCUGGCUAAAAUGUCAGAGCUAGUCCAUCGAAGACUCCGCCAUGGUGGGAACAGCUACCCCCCUGUCAUCUACAGCCCUCUGAUGCCCAAAGGGGCCACCUGCUUUGAAUGCAACAUCACCUUCAGCAACCUGGACAACUACUUGGUCCAUAAAAAGCACUAUUGCAACAGUCGCUGGCAGCACAUGACAAAGUCUCCGGACUUUUCAGCCCUCUCUGAUAAGGUUCCGGAAGCAGUAAGCCCCAACAGCGGUCACAGUUCUGUUAGCAUGCUGGCUGGCUGCCACCCUACAGAGGCCGAAGGCCACCUCAUGCAGUCUGCUUGUAUGAACUCCAGUGUGUUGGACAUCAUCAAUGCAGGGGCCAAAGCCUCUGAUAAGGAUCUAGCAGGACAGGUGAAAAAGGUGUCAACCCCAACUGGCGCAGAGGACCGGCUCAAUGGGAAGCAGCUGGAAGGGAAAAGCCCCAGCAUAGGUUUAGUGGAAAGUGAUAAUGAUCCCAACAAGACAACCUGUGAAGCUUGCAAUAUUACCUUCAGCCGCCACGAGACUUACAUGGUCCAUAAGCAGUACUACUGUGCCACACGUCAUGAUCCCCCAAUGAAACGGAUGUCCGCUAACAAGGUUCCCUCCAUGCAAAGAACCAUGAGGACCCGCAAGCGCAGGAAGAUGUAUGAAAUGUGUCUCCCUGACCAGGACCCCCAGAGGAUCCCUAUGGGUCAGCCAGGUUUUCUUGGAGUUCCUCCAAUGAACCCUUGUACAUCUCAGGAGGCCGUGGAGAGCCUAGCAGACCGCUUCCACCCCCGCUGUGAUAUCUUCCCCGGCUUGGUACCCAAACACCUUGAGGCCUCUCUGACUGUCACCAAGCCUAUUCUGCCUCCCAAAUGCAACACCGUAGAGCAGCAGGAGCUGGACGCACCCAUUGAUCUCAGCAAAAAAUGUUCACCGGUCCCUGACAAGACCUGUAGCUCUCCCAAAAGACUUUUGGACUAUCACGAAUGUGCAGUGUGCAAGAUAAGUUUCAACAAAGUAGAGAACUACCUGGCACACAAACAGAACUUUUGCCCUGCGACAGCUGCUGCCACAGCUGCUGCUGCAGCGCAACAACAGCAGCAGCAGCAGCAACACAAUGAGAGCGGCACCUUGGAGUCUGCUAUGUUCCCAGAUGUGAAGAGUGAAGGAAAUAACAGCUCCGAUGACGGUUACGAUAAGAGCCCUGGCAAAUGUGAGAAGAACGGAAAUGGGAAGGUGGUGGUGCAGAAUGGAGGCAUGUUCCCCCCUCACCUGGCGCCUGUGCCGGGACUUAAGCCUUUUACUGAGCCUCAGCUCAUCCCACCAAAAGAUGAGAACAAGAAUAUGUUUCUGCCCCACUGCCUUUAUCCAGGAGCAAUAAAGAAGGUGAAAGGUCCUGAGCAAAUAUCACCGUAUUUUGGGAUAAAGCCAACAGAUUAUGUGGCAGGGGGGCAAGUGAUGCAGGGAGAGGUGGGCGAACAGGAACAGAGUGUCAAUGGUGGAGGAGGAACCGGAGGAGGAGGAGAGACAGGAACCAGAGAGCAGGCUCCACAGCCUACAGUAAACGGCUGCCCACAUCCUGGCAAGGAACCCCUUCCCCUCCUGCCCAAAAACCGAGGCAUGGUCAUCGUCAAUGGGGGGCACAAGCCGGAGGAGCGGUCAGGCACGGCACCGCUGCAACAGGAGAACCAGCCCCAGUCAGACAGCCAACCUUCCAAUCCUUCACCCACGUGGGGUGCCGAAAAUCAGGUCGACUCCAACGAGAACAUGUCUCCAUCCUCCAAGUCCCCCAGCGAGGACACAGCGCCGGCAGCUAAUAAAGGCGUAAACGGCUCCGGAAGUGGCAAAUACUGCCGCCUGUGUGACAUCCAGUUCAACAACCUAUCAAACUUUAUUACCCAUAAGAAGUUUUACUGUUCAUCACAUGCAGCAGAGCAUGUAAAAUAAGUUGAAAAGACCAAGACUUGUUCUUCCCUUACCUUUAAACCAGACUUUUCCUCCUUUUUUCUCCUUUGUUUUUGGUACACUGUUGUGUCUGGAAUAGUGCAUCAUGCAGUGCUAAACGCUGCUUGUGGACAAUCAACAGAAACCUCUUCUUUUUCGUCGUUUUAAGACUUAAAAAUGCAAAACCAUUGGUUUAAAAAAAAGAGAAAGAAGAAAAGAAACGAGAAUCAAGAAUAAUAUUGGUGCCACAUUCACAUUAAUUUAUUUUACAAUCAGUAUUAUUAGGAGUAGUAGACCUUAAUUUAAAUUCAAAAUGAAAUUUAUAUCAGAGUUGUUUGUAAUGUUAUUGUAUAGUCAUUCUUGUGUAGCACACAUAUUGUUUACACUGUAAUGUAGGCUCAAGGAAACAAUAAACAAUACAAAAACGAGAUGCAUUUUAGAGUCAAAAAUAGCUACUGAGGCACUUGUGUAUUCUUAUUUGCUGUACCAGUUUCUGUAUGCUCAAAAUGUCUCCUGCAGAGUACUGCUAAUGACUUGCUCGCCAAACCACCAUUUGGAGGUGAUUGCCAGGCGCAACCCUGCAUCUCACAUUUUGGCAUACAUACAUGGCUUUGCAUACAUAUGUGGCUGUUUGUCCUUGUCUCUUUUGUUCAACUCAAAUGUGGAUGUUUUCAUGAGGAUGACGACAUUCUUGUAUAGUAUUCGUAUUUCUGUUUGAUGAUACACUUUGGUCUCCCUUUUUGAAAUUUGCUCUCGAUGCAAUACUUUGUAAAUGAGGGAACAUUACUGAAAGCAGUAUUAUGACAUGGGGACUGUGCAUAUAAUUAUUUGUUACCCCAUAAAAAAAAUAAAAAUAAAAAAAAUGCUGUACCAGAAUUAAGUUUAUUGCUGAUGAACAAGCUGGGUGAGAGGUCAGUGGGGGAUGCUGAUGUAAAAUGAUCAUUCCAAUGUCCUUAUUAUGGGAGAAAAUGUUUCUUAAAACGUUGUUGCUAUGCAUGUAUAUGGAUGGAAUUAAAUUCCAGAUCUGUUGGAAACUUUUAUUUUGAUGUGGUGUCAUAAUUAAACUUAAAUCCUCAGGAUAAA